GAGAAAACCACCAAGGAAACGUUCUAAACCGAGGGCUUGGAGCCAAACUGUAAGUUGUGGUUAAAAUCUGCGGAUACUGUAUUUUGCGAUUGCUUGAAGGAUUCGAGAAUGGGAUGGGUGUGGAGGGACGACGAUGACGACCAACAAAUAUCUUCUCGUGGCAUUAGCGAAUUUGGGAGAUCUGACCAUUCCGAGGAACGUUGUUCCACCAGAAAGGUCGUGAAAUCCCAGUGCAGAACAGAGGAGGUCGAGCCUGGAAAAUUCGUCAGGAAGUGCGAGAAAACAGAAGAGGUCCUCAGGGAUUGUAUUGGAAAGCCCGUGGAAGUGAUACAAUCAAAUAAGGAGGUCACUGAAGAAGAUGUCACUGAUGCGAUUCAGAGGGGAGGGUCAUUCAUGUUUGGGUCAUCAGGGCUGCAAAGUGACAUUGAGGCAAUUGAGCGUAACUUCUUUGGAGGUCUCAGUCGCUUUUUUGAAGCAGCUGAAGAAAUGAGCAAUGGCUUCUUUGACGUGUUUGCAAGGGCUCCACGAAUCUUUGAUGCGGACUCAUCAUCCUCCACGAGGAAGGGUAUACCUAUUGAAGAAUUUCCUGUACGGGAUGCCUUUCCUAAAUCCAAACCCAAAGAGUACGUAUCAAUAGAUGCCAAUCUAUCUGGAUUGGCUAAAGACGUUUGAAGGGAGAAACUCACUGAUAGUAUAUUGUGAAAGCGCAGACUUUACAAAAGAAUGCACAUUCCAAUAACGUGUUUCUUCUGCGUUGAUUUUUCACAUUUUCAAGUAAUAUGGGAAUUAGGGUUCCGAUUUUAUGAAUGAACAGCUACCGAGUUCCUAUCUUUUCCUUUAAA
Molecule: messenger RNA, 842 nt
Organism: Prosopis cineraria
Lineage: Eukaryota; Viridiplantae; Streptophyta; Magnoliopsida; Fabales; Fabaceae
Product: fra a 1-associated protein-like
Exons: 2
Coding region: 109-672 (187 amino acids)
Source: RefSeq, a predicted model, not a curated record